AUGGAACUUAUUGUGACAGCCGAUGAUUAUGGAUAUUCUCCGUAUCGUGAUGAUAUUAUCUUGGAUUGUUUUCGUCGCGGUAUUCUAACGGGAACCAGUUUGAUGGUGAAUGGAAAGUCUGCUGAGUCUGCAGUACAGAAAGGGAAACAAGCGGGAAUCUGCAUUGGAUUGCACUUAAAUCUUUCGGAAGGGAUUCCUAUUUCAGAGCCGUCCCAGAUACCGUCGUUACUUCGCGAAGAGAAUGGUGUGGUCCAGUUUCUCGGGAAGGAAGGAUUUAUUCAGUCUGUGACGGAGGGACGCAUUGUUCCUAGUGAGGUGGAAACGGAACUACGCAAUCAGGUGUGA
Blastocystis hominis is the source of this 345-nucleotide messenger RNA. RefSeq lists its product as hypothetical. Gene Ontology annotation, molecular function: deacetylase activity. The coding region runs from base 1 to 345 and encodes 114 amino acids. The record is from RefSeq and is a predicted model, not a curated record. NCBI's taxonomy places the organism in Eukaryota, Bigyra, Opalinata, Blastocystidae. Gene Ontology annotation, biological process: carbohydrate metabolic process. The transcript is spliced from 3 exons.